This is a messenger RNA of Oldenlandia corymbosa var. corymbosa, 2595 nucleotides long. NCBI's taxonomy places the organism in Eukaryota, Viridiplantae, Streptophyta, Magnoliopsida, Gentianales, Rubiaceae. The record is from the annotation of a GenBank genome assembly.
GAACACUGUUACUUUGCUGUCCAUAAGCUUUCCCGCUAAUUCCCACCACCCGUAUAAUAAAAGCCAAAAGGUGGGAGAAAGAAAAAUAAUACCAAUAAAAUAACAUGAAAGUAUUCACUUUUAACGUGAGCGCAUUUUAUGGGUGGUUGUACAGUUCACUCCUCACUUCAAAUCCAGUCAAGAAGUUCUUUAGGAUUCUUGUUUUGAUACUACUUUGAUUCAUUUCAUUUGCAGUAUUCAACUGAAUUCAUUGAAACCAUGGAGGGUGGAUUAAAGCCAAUGGAUUCAGAGCAAUUGAGGGAGUAUGCUCACCAGAUGGUUGACUUCAUCGCUGAUUACUACAAGAACAUUGAGAACCACCCUGUUCUCAGCCAAGUUCAGCCUGGUUACCUGCGUGAACUUUUGCCUGAAACUGCUCCAAUUCAUCCUGAAGCCUUGGAAGAUGUUCUUAGUGGUGAUUUUUCCGCUUUCUGUGUAAAUUUAUCCUGGUUGUGUGUUAUCACCUGGGUUUGUAUUUAACUUGUGGUACAUGUCAGGAGGAUGACUUUAUUUUCAAGUACAGCAAUUGAUACUAUUAAGUAUAGAACAGUUGGCAAGUAGCACUAAACUGUUCUAUACUAUUUAAGUAUAGAACAGUUGGCAAGUAGAGAUGAUAUAAGUGGGAGUAGCAUUGAUUUUUUACCAAUUCAUGUAACAAAUAAAUUUCUCUGAUAAGUUGAUUAUAGUAGUUUCUUACUUACUACUUAUUCAUAUGUAGUGCACAUGCAGAAUCAUAUUGACACAAGUGAAACAUUCUGUAUCUGCAGAUGUUCAGUCAAAAAUAUUUCCAGGAGUUACCCAUUGGCAAAGCCCAAACUUUUUUGCAUAUUACCCUUCCAAUAGCAGCAUUGCUGGAUUCCUUGGAGAAAUGCUCAGUGCAGGAAUCAACAUGGUAGGGUUUAGUUGGAUAACUUCUCCUGCAGCCACAGAACUGGAGAUGAUUGUCCUGGACUGGCUUGCCAAAGCACUUAACCUGCCUGAUGAUUUUCUAUCAACAGGUUUAGGUGGUGGUGUGAUACAGGGCACAGCAAGUGAAGCUGUUUUAGUAGUCCUUUUGGCUGCUCGUGAUAAAGUUCUUAGAAGUAUUGGAAAGGAUGCCCUUGGAAAGCUUGUAGUUUAUUCUUCUGAUCAAACUCAUUCAGCCCUACAGAAAGCCUGCCAGAUAGCAGGAAUUCACCCGGAGAACUGUAGGGUGCUGAAAACAGACUCCUGCGAUGAUUAUGCUCUCUCUCCUAAGGCACUUAGUGAAGCAAUAACGCAUGAUCUAUCAGUUGGCUUAGUACCUUUCUUCUUAUGUGCCACUGUCGGUACAACAUCAUCAACGGCUGUUGACCCAUUGCUUGCAUUGGCAAAGAUUGCAAAGGACAAUGGAAUAUGGCUUCAUGUGGAUGCUGCCUAUGCUGGCAGUUCGUGCAUAUGUCCAGAAUUUCGGCACUAUCUUGAUGGUGUUGAAGAAGCUGACUCCUUCAAUAUGAAUGCACAUAAGUGGUUCCUGACUAACUUUGAUUGUUCGGCCCUUUGGGUUAAGGAUCGAAGUGCUCUAAUUCUGUCACUGUCAACAAAUCCAGAGUUUCUCAAAAAUAAAGCUUCAGAGAGAAAUCUGGUUGUGGAUUACAAAGACUGGCAAAUUCCUCUUGGGCGCAGGUUUAGAUCGCUGAAAUUGUGGAUGGUGUUGAGACUUUAUGGACUGGAAAACCUUCAAGCUUACAUUAGAAAUCACAUCAAAUUGGCUGGACUCUUUGAAGAACUUGUCAAUCAAGACUCCAGAUUUGAGAUAGUAGCCCCACGGAAAUUUUCUCUUGUUUGCUUUCGGCUUCUGCAUCAGCAAGACGAUGAUUCUGCUAACAAAGUGAAUCAUGACCUCCUGGAUGCUGUCAAUGCAACAGGAAGGAUAUAUAUAUCUCACACAGUUUUGUCAAAUAAAUACACGUUGAGGUUUGCUGUUGGAGCUCCACUGACUGAAGAAAAACAUGUUGUUGAUGCUUGGAAGAUUUUACAGGAUGAGGCUUCAACUCUGUUAAGGUCUCUCUAAAGUAUAAUAAGCUCCUCCCCCCAGUUAAUCCAAUGCAAGGGAUAUGAUUUAUCCUCUUCCCUCUCUAUAUUCAAAUGCAAAUUUUUAAGGAUGGUAACGAAGAAAUCGGGGGCAGUACUCAUUUUAUUGGUCUGAUUGGUCACUGCAUUAAGAAUGCGGGGAAACUCUAAGAACAUUUUUGUUUCUAUAUCCAGCUGCUCCGCUUGUAGCCACAUUGUGACACUUUUAUACUCUGUUACUGCAUUUGGGUUUUUGCUUUCUCUGUAACUCGAUACAUAUGAUACUUGUGGGAUAACUCUCGUGUGCAUUGGGCAUCUUAGGUAGAAUAAUUUGGGAAAGAAUGAAUCUCUAGUAAGGAUAUUCAGCGGAAGAUGCUGUCCUUUUUUCUUUUUUUUUUCUCCCUAUCAGCAAGGCCUAAAAGGUUGUCUGGUUUAUAGUUAUAGCACAAAACCUACCUAUAUAUCCUAUUCUCCAAUAGCCUAAAAGUUGGCUGGUUAUGUGUGAGAUGAGUACUAGUACGUGGC